Messenger RNA from Purpureocillium lilacinum, 2079 nucleotides. RefSeq lists its product as uncharacterized. Gene Ontology annotation, biological process: long-chain fatty acid metabolic process. Gene Ontology annotation, cellular component: membrane; endoplasmic reticulum. The record is from RefSeq and is a predicted model, not a curated record. NCBI's taxonomy places the organism in Eukaryota, Fungi, Ascomycota, Sordariomycetes, Hypocreales, Ophiocordycipitaceae. Gene Ontology annotation, molecular function: long-chain fatty acid-CoA ligase activity.
AUGUCUUCCGCCCUCACCCCCGCCGAGGCCAAGGACCUCGGCCAGCCUCCCGCUCCCGGCUCCCCGUACGGCGUCCCCGUCCCCGGGUCGGAGCGACCUGGCCGCAGCGCCAUCUACAGGCACUACCGCUUCCGCGACAGGCCUCUCCUGACAUCCUUCGAUGCCAACAUCCGCUCCGUAAACGACCUCUUCGAGAGCGCCGCCAGCAAGCGCCCCAACAAGCGAUGCUUCGGCUCGCGCACCUGGAACGCGGCCACCAAGACUUGGUCCGACAAGUUUGAGUGGAUUAGCUAUGCCGACGUCGCUGAGCGCCGCAAGAACCUGGGCGCCGGUCUCGUCGAGGUCAACAAGCUCGCUGGCAUCGCGGGGGACAAGUAUGGCGUCGAUCUCGCGCUGGCCUCGCAGUCCCUCUACACCGUCUCCCUGUAUGAGACGCUCGGCCCCGACACCACCGAGUACAUCAUCAACCACGCCGAGCUCGCGUCUAUCGUCUGCUCCCUGCCGCACAUCCCCACCCUGCUGAAGCUCGCUCCCCGCCUGCCCCAGGUCAAGGUCAUCGUGUCCAUGGACCCUCUCGACGAUGGCGAGCUCGACGGCUACUCCAAGGGCGCCGUCCUGAACCAGCUUGCCGCCCAGCACGGCAUCAAGAUCUACUCCAUGAAGGAGGUCGAGGAGAUUGGCGCCAAGUCCGGCCGCCCUCUGCGUCCUGCCGGCUGGGACGACAUCUCCACCAUCAACUACACCUCUGGAACCACGGGCGCCCCCAAGGGUGUCGUCCUCACCCACGGCAAUGCCGUCUCCGCCAACGCCGCCGCCCGCAUGAGCGGCAACGUCACCCAGAACGACGUCCACAUCUCCUACCUGCCGCUCGCCCACAUUUACGGCCGCCUCAUUGACCAGGUUGCUCUUUCUGAGGGCGCCUCCAUCGGCUUCUUCCGCGGCGACAUCCUCGGCCUGGUCGACGACAUGAAGAUCCUCCAGCCCACCGGCUUCAUCUCCGUCCCGCGCCUCUUCAACCGCUUCAACUCGGCCAUCCGCACUGCCACCCUCGAGGCCCCCGGUAUCCGCGGCGCCCUGUCGAGACGCGUCAUCGAGACCAAGAAGGCCAACAUGCGCGCGCCUCCGGGCCAGGCCUCCAACACCCACUUCCUGUACGACAGAAUCUGGACGCCCAAGGUCAAGGCCGCCGUCGGUCUGACCAAGGCUCACGCCAUGAUCAGCGGCAGCGCGCAGCUCGACCCUGAUGUCCAGGAGUUCCUGCGCGCGGCUUUCGCCAACAACUUUGCUCAGGGCUGGGGCAUGACGGAGACGUACGCUGUCGGCAGCGUGCAGAUGAACGGCGACUUCACUCUCGGCAACGUUGGCGGCCCCAUGGCUGCCACCGAGCUGUGCCUGGAAUCCGUCCCCGACUACGACUACUCGGUCGACGACAAGCCCAACCCCCGCGGCGAGCUGCUCAUCCGCGGCAACGCCAUCUUCAAGGAGUACUACAAGAACCCCGAGGAGACCCAGAAGACGCUUGAGUCUGAUGGCUGGUUCCACACCGGCGAUAUCUGCGAAGUGGACAAGUUUGGCCGCUUCAAGAUAAUCGACCGCAAGAAGAACGUCCUGAAGCUGUCUCAGGGCGAGUACAUUUCCCCCGAGCGCAUCGAGAACGUGUACACUGGCAGCUCCAACGUGGUUGCCAUGGCCUACGUCCACGGCGACCCCAAGGAGUCGACCCUGGUCGCCAUCUUUGGCAUCGACCCGGAGAACUUCCCUCCGUUCGCCAGCAAGGUCCUGAAGCGCGAGGUUCCCGCCGGCGAUGCCGCUGCCGUUAAGAAGGCCGCUUCGGACCCCAAGGUCCGCAAGGCCUUCCUCAAGGUCCUCGACGACAUUGGCCGCAGCCACAAGUUCAACAGCUUCGAGAAGGUCCGCAACGUCUACCUGGACAUUGAGCCGUUUACCAUUGAGAACGAGCUCCUCACCCCGACACUCAAGCUGAAGCGGCCCCAGACCGCCAAGGCCUUCCGCGCCCAGAUCGACCAGAUGUACGACGAGAUCAAGGCUGAGACGCCUGCCGGCGCUGCCAAGCUGUAA